Messenger RNA from Ostertagia ostertagi, 744 nucleotides. The record is from the annotation of a GenBank genome assembly. NCBI's taxonomy places the organism in Eukaryota, Metazoa, Nematoda, Chromadorea, Rhabditida, Trichostrongylidae.
AUGGUAUCCCCAAAUUCGCUGCAUGACGAUGUGCACAAGCAAGUGACGGCCGUGUGUCAUUUCCUCUUCACUCACAAUGCCACUCGUGAGAACUAUAUUUUGUAUUCUGUUCAGGAAUCACUUCUGGAGGUCCAGCUGAAGAGUAGAGGUACUCAGUGGUCGACUGCAGUCCAGCUGGCAGGCUGCUCUCGAGGUGAUCGAGUCGUCAAAUUGGCUGCCCAGCAAUUGUCGCUAGCGAAAAACCAGCAAUUUUCGGCCUCUACCGCAGGUUUGUCCGCCCUAAAUGAUUCGGAUUUCUCUUUGCACUACAACGCAAGGUUUCGAAGAGCACUCUGGACGCAAAUUGGCAAAAUGACAGCUGAGGAAAGAAGUUUGCUGUUUUCUGCCGACGAAGUCGAUCCGCGUCCCGCCUCCAAAAUACUGGUGCACUCCAUCAGGACCCUUGACGAACUGAGUCAGGUGCGAUCAUUGGUGGAGAGCUGGGACAGAAGAUGUCCAAGCAUUUGGAAUACAUUGAACGUCAUUUGCAAUGGAAACUUCGUGUAUCACGUACAUCCUUGCGAGAGUUCUUCUCUAACCAUGCCACAAUUUAGUCUGCCACAAUGUUCGUGCCAACCAAGAAGUACGAAUAGGCGGUUUUCCACAAAACCGUCUCCUCAAAUACCGCUGCUUCAUUUAAAAACUCCGAAUGUUUUAUUUUUUUACCAAGUCCAGGGAGGGACUGCCGAAAUAGAUCCCACUUCU